This is a messenger RNA of Phoenix dactylifera (date palm), 1015 nucleotides long. Its product is annotated as Cyclophilin-like peptidyl-prolyl cis-trans isomerase family protein. The record is from RefSeq and is a predicted model, not a curated record. NCBI's taxonomy places the organism in Eukaryota, Viridiplantae, Streptophyta, Magnoliopsida, Arecales, Arecaceae. Gene Ontology annotation, biological process: protein peptidyl-prolyl isomerization. Gene Ontology annotation, molecular function: peptidyl-prolyl cis-trans isomerase activity.
GGUUUUCCGUAAAUGGUUAAAACGAUAAGAGUCGCGGGGACACAUGGAAGAAAGCUGACGGGGAGGUGGCGGGCGUCGGGAUGGCGAUGGCGAGGAGCGGCGUUGGAUCCCUUCUUCUGGACUUCGUAGUCCUCCUGCUCCUUCUCUCACUCUCCUUCGAUCGCGCCUUCUCCUCCUCCGAACCCGAGCUGGGAUCCGCUCGCGUCGUCUUCCAGACAGCCUAUGGCGAUAUCGAGUUUGGAUUCUUUCCUCAUGUCGCCCCAAAGACUGUUGAGCAUAUCUUUAAACUUGUUAGGCUUGGGUGCUACAAUGCGAACCAUUUCUUCCGGGUUGAUAAGGGUUUCGUUGCACAAGUGGCCGAUGUUGUUGGUGGCAGAACAGCUCCUAUGAAUGAAGAGCAGAGGUUGGAAGCUGAGAAAACUGUUGUUGGCGAAUUUAGUAGUGUCAAACAUGUAAGAGGCAUUCUUUCCAUGGGGAGGUACUCUGAUCCAGACAGUGCCUCAUCUUCUUUUUCGAUCCUUCUAGGUGAUGCUCCUCACCUUGAUGGCGAGUAUGCCAUUUUUGGAAGGGUUACAAAAGGUGAUGAUACAUUAAGAAAACUGGAGAAGCUUCCUACCCGUCGUGAAGGGAUUUUUGUGAUGCCAACCGAGCGAAUCACCAUACUGUCAACAUACUACUAUGAUACCAGAGUUGAGCACUGCGAAAGAGAGAAGUCUAUUCUGAAGAGAAGGCUUUCUGAAGCUGCGGUUGAAAUAGAAAGACAGAGGAUGAAAUGCCUCCCAUAAUUCCUCAGAAGUGAUAUGUGUAGAGAAAUUUGAUAUGUCCAACCAAGCAGAACUCCAGAGAUUUUUUCUAAACGGGUAGCAAACUGUAAAUUAUGCGACAGCUAUACAUUUUUGUACGCAACUUUCGAAUUCGAAGAAAGGUAUAUUUGCAGCAUUAACCCGAACAAGGAAAAAGAAAAGAUCAAAACCAGCUAUAGGUUUUGCGAAUUCCAUUACUGCACAUUUUUUUU